Molecule: messenger RNA, 1459 nt
Organism: Durio zibethinus
Lineage: Eukaryota; Viridiplantae; Streptophyta; Magnoliopsida; Malvales; Malvaceae
Product: two-component response regulator ARR5-like
Biological process (GO): phosphorelay signal transduction system; cytokinin-activated signaling pathway
Source: RefSeq, a predicted model, not a curated record
GUCACCACCCAGUAAAGUUAUGUGUGCCAGUGUCAACUAGUUUCUUUAUCAGGGUAAAAAAAAAAACCAAAAAAAAAAUGGUAAUUUCCGAGCCAAAGCAAAACGUCCGUUAGACGAUUUGUCAUCUGCCUCGGCGCUGAACACAUCCUCCAUUGGGACAAUUACGUAGAAAUACCAUUCAGGUUCCGCUUUUCCCUUACUUUCUUUACAUUUUAAAUGGAGGUAAUAGUAGUAAAUUUGAUUGGACAAGAAACAAGUGGGAGAUAAUGCUGCAUCUCUCUGCUUCAAAGAUUUGCAAAGAUCUUACGAUAUUGGAUCCUCAGAAUCUUUACCUUUAUCUCUCUUUUUAAAUACUCUGUCCAUUCUUUUAUUCAAAGCCAAAGAGCCCCAGAUUUUCUUCUUCGUAAAACCGCCCAUUUUCAUUCUCAAGUCUUCCAGUAUACAUCCAAAAGAAGCAAAAUACCACACUAAAGAGAGCUUCUUCCCUUCUCAUACUGGGUUAUGGCGAUUGCUGCUGAAGUUUUACCUUCUGGGUCACAGGAGUUGCAUGUUCUUGCCGUUGAUGAUAGCCAUGUGGAUCGUAAGGUCAUUGAAAAAUUGCUUAAUAUCUCUUCUUGUAAAGUUACCGCGGUGGACAGCGGGACGCGAGCUUUACAGUUUCUUGGCUUGGAUGGGGAAAAAGGGUCUCUCGGUUUGAAUGGUUUGAAGGUGAAUCUUAUACUGACCGACUACUCCAUGCCCGGGAUGACAGGAUAUGAGCUCCUCAAGAAGAUCAAGCAAUCAUCAGCUUUUAGAGAAAUCCCUGUGGUGAUCAUGUCCUCUGAGAACAUCCUCACUCGUGUUGAUAGGUGUUUGGAGGAAGGGGCAGAGGAGUUCCUGGUUAAGCCUGUAAAGCUGUCAGAUGUAAAAAGGUUGAAAGAGUUCGUAAUGAGAGGAAAAACAGAGGAAAAUAAAGGGAGAAGAGUCCACAAAAGAAAGUUUGAAGAUGAUAGCCACCCGCCAUCAUCAUCAUCAUCAACACCAUCAUCAUCAACACCAUCAUCACCACUGUUGCCCCCUCCUUUGACUGCAGCCCCAUUUGCUUGUGAUAUAGCAGCCUCAGAACUACCAUCAUCACCUCUGCGUUCAUGGAAGAGGUCAAAAUUGCGUGACAGUGACUAACUUCUCUCUCAUCCUCUUUUCUUUUUUCAGUGGUAACUAUUUUUUUGUCAAUUUUUGUCAUGGUUUCCCCAGUGUGGGUAGGUGAAGAUAACAUGUGCAUAUUGCACUUAUAGUGGCCUAUCUAGAUUCUGACAAGAACUAAUAGGACCAGUAACAGAGAAACGAGAGAGAGAGAAGAAAUACAGAUGAUAUUCCUUUUGUUCCAUGUAUGUAAAGAAAUCCAGAAUAUUAUAGGCGCUUUUGUGUUUGUAUCGGUCCAUCCGUAUGGAUGUGCUAUACCUUAAUUAAGUUUAACUUU